Molecule: messenger RNA, 3214 nt
Organism: Gossypium arboreum
Lineage: Eukaryota; Viridiplantae; Streptophyta; Magnoliopsida; Malvales; Malvaceae
Product: calcium-dependent protein kinase 33
Exons: 9
Coding region: 451-2064 (537 amino acids)
Biological process (GO): intracellular signal transduction; peptidyl-serine phosphorylation; protein autophosphorylation
Cellular component (GO): nucleus; cytoplasm
Molecular function (GO): calcium/calmodulin-dependent protein kinase activity; calcium ion binding; ATP binding
Source: RefSeq, a predicted model, not a curated record
AGCGUAAAUAAUAAAGAAGAUGUAGAUCUUAUUCCCCCAAAACAUGGUAUGAUGUAGUAAAAAAUAUUCUAAGACUUGAGACAGCUAAUGCAUCUUCAUUUUUAUUUAAUAUUUUGAUUGACAGGUUUUCAGAUGCAUUGGCUGCUCUUUGGCUUUGCUGUCCUCUCUUGCCAAGAAGAUUCUCUGUCUUUGGUCUCAUCAAAAUUUCAAUCUUUCCAACAUAACUCAGUUGACCAACUCAAAGCAACCCAAGCCAAGCCUCCCCUUCUUUCUUUGUCUCAUAGCAAUUAGCCCCUUCAAAGCCUGAAACUUCUAUAUAUUUAUUUUAAUCCCAUCUAAAUCCUUCUCUUUUACAAGCCUAAAGUUUGAUUCUUUUUUCAUCAAAUCUCUCAGUAGAUUCCUGAGUCACUAUCUUGUAUUGGUGAUUUUGGGUGUUACAAGUGAAACCAGAUGGGUACUUGCCUGACGAAAAGCAAAGACUCGAAGCCAACGCAUAAUGGGUAUGGAUCAGGACCGACAACUACGGCUGCUGUGCACCAACAAAGGUACCAGGAGCCUGUUAGGCCUGCACCAGUUCAACCCCAAUUCCACCACAUCCCUGAAAAACCAGGUACUCAAACACCUUGGAAGCCGGUGGCUCCAUCGCCAAGCCCCAAGCCUGUUGCCCCAAGGGUUGACACCAUUCUUGGUAAACCAUUUGAAGAUAUAAGGAUGCACUACACAAUUGGUAAAGAAUUAGGGAAAGGUCAGUUUGGUGUGACUUAUCUUUGUAUUGAAAAUUCAACUGGAAAGCAAUAUGCCUGCAAGACCAUAUCCAAAAAGAAAUUAGUCACGAGGAAUGAUAAGGAGGAUAUGAGAAGGGAGAUACAAAUUAUGCAGCAUUUGAGUGGACAGCCUAAUAUUGUGGAGUUUAAAGGUGCAUAUGAGGAUAAGCUAUCUGUUCACCUUGUAAUGGAAUUAUGUGCUGGUGGUGAAUUGUUUGAUAGGAUUAUUGCCAAGGGACAUUAUAGUGAAAGGGCAGCUGCUUCCAUUUGUAGGGCAAUUGUGAAUGUUGUCCAUGCUUGCCAUUUUAUGGGAGUGAUGCACAGGGACCUUAAGCCUGAGAAUUUCUUGUUGUCUAGCAAGGGUGAGAAUGCUCUUUUGAAGGCCACCGAUUUCGGCUUGUCGGUGUUCAUUGAAGAUGGAAAGGUGUACAAGGAUAUAGUCGGGAGCGCGUACUAUGUUGCUCCUGAAGUAUUACUGCGAAAAUAUGGGAAAGAAAUCGAUAUUUGGAGUGCAGGGGUUAUAUUAUAUAUCUUACUCAGUGGUGUGCCUCCAUUUUGGGCAGAAACGGAGAAGGGGAUAUUUGAUGCUAUUUUAGAAGGAGAAAUUGACUUCGAAAGUCAACCAUGGCCUUCUAUUUCAGAGAGUGCCAAGGACCUAGUGCGCCGGAUGUUAACACAGGAUCCGAAAAAGCGGAUUACUUCUACUCAAGUCCUAGAGCAUCCAUGGAUAAGAGAAGGUGGAAGUGCAUCAGACAAGCCUAUAGAUAGUGCAGUCCUUUCUAGAAUGAAGCAAUUCAGAAGAAUGAACAAACUAAAGCAACUUGCCUUAAAGGUCAUUGCGGAAAAUCUUUCUAGCGAAGAAAUCCAGGGUCUGAAGCAAAUGUUUGCAAACAUCGACACUGACAACAGUGGCACGAUCACCUAUGAAGAACUUAAGACCGGAUUAGCUCGACUUGGAUCAAAGCUCACAGAGGCAGAGGUGCAGCAACUAAUGGAAGCUGCUGACGUGGAUGGAAAUGGUAGUAUUGAUUACAUUGAAUUCAUCACUGCUACAAUGCAUAGACAUAGGCUUGAAAGAGAUGAACAUCUUUACAAAGCUUUUCAACAUUUUGAUAAGGACAACAGUGGGUAUAUCACAAGAGAUGAGCUAGAAGCAGCCAUGAAAGAAUACGGAAUGGGUGAUGAUGACACAAUCAAGGAAAUAAUAUCCGAAGUUGACACCGACAACGACGGUAAGAUCAACUACGAGGAGUUCCGCGAUAUGAUGAGAAGCGGAACCCAACACACACAACUCUUUUAGAUUUUAUACACGAGACUGGACUUGGAGAAAUCAGCUAAAAGGUUCCCCCCAAAUGUAGUGCAAAAUGACUUUCAAAGAGAUUGUGUAGGCAGUCAAUUACAUGACUUUCUCUGGUUUGGUUUUUCAUUUUGAAUGUAAUAUAUUCACAUAUGGUUUUUUAUCGACGGAUUUUGAGAAGAGAGAUUGUUUAAGAUAUAGAAUAUCGCUUCAAUUAUGGUUUCUCAGAGCUAGGAAAACUCAAACCCAUGAAUGCACAGCAUAUUAUGUUGAUUUCCAUUUGUUUAAAGUAAAUAUUGAACCUACCUCCAUGAACGGCCUUUUUCUUAUAAACUCCAUAAAACUUUAGCUUGAAAGGGUUUAUGGAAAGUUUUCAUAUGAUUCAUUACUAGUUGUUAUUUAUACUUCUCUUACAAGGUUUAGAUUCCAUCUUUGUUGCCAACAAUCCCUUUGGUGGGCAAUCUAUAAAUUCGACACGGGUUCUUCCGGUCGAACCGACCGGUUACCUGAUCCCACUCGGACAACAUGGUCAAGCAGAUAAAUCUAAACAUAAAGUUGUACAUGAUGCCCUUAUUUUUUUGCCUUAAAAUCACAGGUCCAUAGAUCAGUUGAACCAAUAACCAAGUUUCAUAGACCUUUGCAAAGAAUUCAAAUGACAAUGUUCUGAAAGCAAAUAAAAAACCCAUUUUUUAUUAAAGAAAUCCCAUAUUCCAUGACAGUUUAAAACCACCAAGGGUGUAUAAAUUAGAGAGACAGCAGCACUAGUGUUUUAUUUAAGCUAAUAAAGGAACAGUGCUGAUUUUUUUUUUUAAUAAAUAGCAACUUGGGUUAUCCUUAAAAACCAUGAAUCUUGAUUUGGUCUUUCUUGACGAUGCCGGCAUUAACGAGGAACUGCGACACGUUCUUGCGUUGAUCGCCUUGGAGUUGAAUGAUCUUGCCGAGCUCUUUGUCUUUAACAACGUUGCCGUUGCAACAAAAGUCCUUCUUGAGACUCUUGAGGAUUUUCUCGUAGCUCAGGUCAUGCCUCAGGCCUUGAACCGUCGUCAAGCUUUUCUUCCCGUUCCUUUGUUGAAUCCGUAUAUGAACAUACUCCUUGGUUCCAGUGCCACCAAAUUCCCCAGCCUCGGCGAAUGGAUCGAAAGUUGUAGGGAUC